This is a messenger RNA of Strongyloides ratti, 309 nucleotides long. RefSeq lists its product as hypothetical. The transcript has a single exon. The record is from RefSeq and is a predicted model, not a curated record. Bases 1 to 309 code for a protein of 102 amino acids. Lineage: Eukaryota; Metazoa; Nematoda; Chromadorea; Rhabditida; Strongyloididae.
AUGGCGUCAUUUCAAGAUCAUGAAAUGAAUCAAUUAUUAAUUGGUUUUACUUUUCUAUCAGCAGCUAUAGCUAUAUUUUUGGCAUUUUUUUGUUAUUGUGGAGCAAAAACAUGUUGUAAGGCAAAAAAUAAAGAAUCCACAUCUACUGGUGUUGUGACGACAAAUCUUAAAAAGAACGCCAAUGAACCAUUGUUAACAUCUGUAUCAUAUACAUCUAAUAUAGAAUCUCCUGAAAUUGCUUUCAUUGAUGAACGUAUAACGAAUGUUGUCUCGAGUACCGUUAAAGUCAAUUCAUUACGUUCCUCCUAA